AUGGUGAAGCAGACGAUACAGAUAUUUGGUCGCAUUAAACCCACUAGGAAAACCACGGCGGUGUACUCUGUGAACAAUGAGGAUCAGACAGGUGCUUCUGUGGAGUUUGUGGUGCCCAGGGACCUGGCUGAUGGCUUCAUUAACAACAAGAGGGAGCGCUAUAAGUUCAGGUUCCAAAAAGUGUUUGAUCAAUCAGUCAAACAAGAAGACAUUUUUCAAAACAUCGCCAAACCGGUGGCAGACAGUGUACUGGGUGGCUACAAUGGUACUAUAUUUGCCUAUGGCCAGACAGGCAGUGGGAAGACCUUUACCAUCACAGGAGGGGCAGAGCGUUACAGUGAUCGCGGCAUUAUUCCUCGCACCCUUUCCUACCUGUAUGAAUGCUUCAGUCAGGACAGCAGCGUGGUUUAUACUACACAUAUCUCCUACUUGGAGAUCUACAACGAGAUGGGAUAUGACCUUCUGGAUUCCCGACAUGAAGCCUCUCGACUGGAGGACCUACCAAAAGUAAUGAUCAUGGAGGAUCAUGACCAGAAUAUCCAUCUGAGGAACCUGUCACUGCAGCAAUCAGCAAAUGAGGAAGAGGCUCUGAAUCUCCUCUUCCUGGGUGACACCAAUCGAAUGAUUGCAGAGACUCCCAUGAACCAAGCAUCCACACGUUCCCACUGUGUUUUCACUGUGCACUUGUGCAGACGUGAGCCGGGCUCAGCGACCCUGCGGCGCUCCAAGCUCCACCUGGUGGACCUGGCCGGAUCGGACAGAGUUAGCAAGACUGGCCUGAAUGGGCAGCUGCUCACUGAGGCCAAGUACAUCAACCUCUCCCUUCACUACCUGGAGCAGGUGAUCAUCGCUUUGUCAGAGAAGAACCGCUCCCAUAUUCCCUACAGAAACUCCAUGUUAACGUCUGUGCUUCGGGACAGUCUUGGGGGCAACUGCAUGACCACCAUGAUUGCCACUAUGGCAAUUGACAAAAGGAACCUUGAUGAGUCCAUCUCCACAUGCCGCUUUGCUCAGCGCGUGGCUCUCAUUAAGAACGAGGCGAUAUUGAAUGAAGAACUGGAUCCUGCCCUGGUAAUAACACGUCUGAAAAGGGAGAUCGAGUCUCUGAAGGAAGAGCUAGCCAUGCUGACAGGAGAGCAGAGACAUGACCAGCUAACUGCAGAGGAGAUCCAGAAGUUGGAAGAGCUAGUCAGUGCCUUUCUGGAUGACCCUGAUCCAGGCGUGACACUGUCACUGGGGCCAGAUAUGAGAAAAAUCCAGUACUGUUUCUCCCUGCUGAAGGUAAUGAUUCUGGACAAGCAAGGUGGAGGAAACAAGCACAGUGAUGGCCAAGAGUCACCAGCAGCAACAGUGAGGGAAGAACUAAUUGAAGACGACCACCACAGUGCAGCGAAGGUGACCAAACUAAAGGAGAUGCUGACUCAGCGUGAUAAUGAAAUCAGUAUCCUUGUUAAAAUGUUGAAGAAGGAGAAGAAAAGGGCCCAGGAUGCUGCUGCUCAACUUGCUAGUCUCAGCAAUGGCCAGAGCCUGGCCUGCCCUCAGAGUGCCUCGAUGCCACUGUUGAGGGAAGGCAGCACAGAGACCAUCCCAGCCCCCCAUGGAGGACGAGCUAUGCAGUACAUGAAAAGAGGUCCACAGCUGUCGAUGGGAAAACAAGAGGCCUAUGAGACCUUCAUAAGGGACCAUGAGGACUAUCUGACCAUAGAAGACAACAAGAGCCUACUCAAACAGAGGUCAGCUGAGGCCAGAAGACUUGGGGAGCAACUGAAUGAAGCCAGAAACAGAAUCAAUGAGUUGAAGAAGCAGUUAGAGAUGCGGAGGAGGCAGAGGGCAGUUCAUGGUGUGAUGGGGAAUCACACAGAGGCUGAGGAGGACGUGGACUCAGUGGAAGAAAACCUGUGCAAACACAUUGAGCAAGAAAAAAAGGGUUACAAGAGCAACAUUGGCCGUCUAAAAGCACUGAGGACAGAGAUUGAGCACCUGCAGCUGUUGCUGGAGAGGGCAAAGGUCAAGCUCCAGAAGGACUUCCAUAAGUGGUGGAGCCAGGAGGCUUCCAGCAUGCAGGAGUCUGAGACAGAGGCCAGACGUCACACAGGGUCUCCAGAUGGAACCUUGCAGCCAUCUUCACCCGGCACUCCAGGAUUUGGUUCACCUGGUCUGAGCAGUACUGCGAGAGAGCACCCAGCAGGCCGACACCCAAAUCCAGACUCUUCCACCUCUUCUGUUCAACAUCUCAGAAGCUUCGGCCCCAAAAGCAAACCUCCUUUAACAGCUGUCCCAGCAUGGUAUGAUAUGUCCCUGGAUGGGAGAGCGACCGACUACGCUCCUUCAUCUGUGGAGUGGAGGGCUCUUUCUACCACCAAGCUCACGUCGUCCUCUAUCCCCCUGACCGGAGACCAGCAGACCGACGCUGACAUCCUGGCCUUUGUCAGAGCCAGGCAAAACCUCCUCAGCAGGACAGACCCACCUCAGCCGUGAUGUGAUGUGAUGUUCUGAGGAAGCAUGCAAGGACCUGAAGUUAUCAUCAUCUGACUUCUUGUUCAACCUCCACGUCUGUCAGAUGACGAGCAGCUGCACAAUUUGCAUCCAGUUGCCUUGGAGAACGAGCCUCUGCUCUGGACAAGCCAUGAUAUCUGUUAUUUCUCUCAGUCACAUCAGUGGCUUUAUUCCUCACCCUGAAUCGCAGUGAUGCCUUUUUCCACGCUGCAUAUAAAACAGCGUAGCUGGGAGAUCCAGCGUAGUGCUCCCUUCAGUACA
Toxotes jaculatrix (banded archerfish) is the source of this 2757-nucleotide messenger RNA. It is a transcript of the gene kif6, whose product is annotated as kinesin family member 6. Gene Ontology annotation, biological process: mitotic spindle organization; microtubule-based movement. The record is from RefSeq and is a predicted model, not a curated record. Gene Ontology annotation, molecular function: microtubule binding; ATP binding; microtubule motor activity. The coding region runs from base 1 to 2478 and encodes 825 amino acids. Lineage: Eukaryota; Metazoa; Chordata; Actinopteri; Toxotidae. The transcript has 24 exons.